AUGGCGAAUGUGCGUUACGCCCACGUGUUGGCGUCGCCGUGUGUGUCGCUGCUGGCGACGGGCUGUGGCGUGCUGGGGGUCUACGAAGGCUGGCAGCUGCGUGAGCGGAGGAAAUUGCUGAACGGCGUUCUGCGCGACAGCUCGACGAUUGCAGCCUACGCAGGCGAGACUGCGCGGAACUACGCGGGCGUCAGAUACCUGCUCCCCUCCCCCAAGGGCGAAGGCCCGUCGGAGACCCAGUUUUCGCUGCUUUCUCCCGGCCUUCUCGCGUCGCUGCGAGCUGCGGUGACCGCUGGCGGCCUCAACCCAGAGGAGGCUGGCGAAGCCCAGCUGACGGCCGCCGUCGCCGCGACUGAGGAGCUCAUCCGCCGCCUCAGCAGCGAGCCGACUGACUGCGUCUCACGGCUGUACCGGCGGGGCGCCGGCGCCUGCGCGAAACUGCAGAGGUCGCUCGGCGGCGCAGGCGAGAGUGAGCCGCGCGGGAAGGCCGCGGCUGGCAGCGAGGCCGCAGCCGGCGAGGAGGCCUCAGGCUCGGGAAGCCUGGAUCAAAUAUGCCUGGGGCGUAUCACGAGCGUGCAAAUCGUGCGCCGGCCGGUAAAGGUCUCGCUCGCGGAGGGCGUCCAGCUCCCGGGGCGGUUCCUGCAGGUCAGCUACCAGUACUUCGUGCCGCAGGGGAGGGCGCAGGGCGACGAGCCGCAGCUCCUCAAGGAGAAGCUCUGGCACAUCCUGCAGUUGCAGACUGCACUGGAGAGCUUCAGGAUGCAGCGCGGCGCCGCAGACGGGCCGGCCUUCGGGCGGCACGCCCGCCCAGAGGCCCUCGACGCAGACACGCAGAGAGCGAUUGAGGAGGCGUGGACUGGCGGCUUUCUGCACCGCGUGACUGGUUUGCAGGGCGCGGAGAAACGUGCGGCAACCGAUGGAGGGGUAGGAGCCUCCGCGAUGUCGUGGCUGGCGUCUUUGGUCUCCUGGUUCUCCGGGGCGGACCGCUCAGCGGGUGCCUCGUCGCAAGACGUGGAAGCCGCUUCCCUCGCCGAGCUCGCAGGCGCGCCCGCGCCGCUCUCCUCUGUCUGCGAAGGCCGCGUGGAGUUUCGCCUGCCGCGAAACCCCACAGAGUGCACUCGCGCCUCGUGCGGCGGCUGCGUCCCUGAGCCGGGCGCCCCGACGCCAGCGGCGUCCGCGACAGACGCGAAGGCGCGAAAGCGGUGGAAGAAGAUCAUCUACAAAUGCCGAUGCUGCCACGCCGAGGUGUCGAGGAAGGAGUACGAGGAACUGGCCUCUCGCGACUCCGUUCUGGCAGCCUCCAUGGCCGCGAGCACCUCCGUGGCGCACAUGCUGGGCGGCGCGCCUCGGGCUGAUCCCGGCUUGUGCCCAGAGUGUGGACAUCCGCUGGGGGCAGCCGGCAAGGCAGCCGCCGCGGAGCGAGCGGACGGUGAGGCUGCAGACGAGGAGACGCCGCCGGAGACACCUGCGCUCCUGCCUUCACUGCAGGCCUGGCGCGGACUCGCGCCGGACCAGCUCAUCACGGUGGCCUACGAUCGCCGCAACCCAGAAAACCACAGGGCGUGGGUGGCGGCGAUCUCUAGCGAGUUCGGCGACGAGAGCGCCGACGUCGAUGCUCAUGGGUUCCCUGGGCAGCUGCUUGUCUUCGACAACCAAAAGUGUGGAUUUGACUUCCCGAAUCUCGUUAUGGGCGCGGGCGCCGGCCUCACGCUGCUUGGCGCCAUGAAGCUGUACAUCUACCUCGUCCUGCGCAAACGCAUGAGGCUGGUGUGA
Messenger RNA from Besnoitia besnoiti, 1773 nucleotides. RefSeq lists its product as uncharacterized. The coding region runs from base 1 to 1773 and encodes 590 amino acids. The transcript has a single exon. The record is from RefSeq and is a predicted model, not a curated record. Lineage: Eukaryota; Apicomplexa; Conoidasida; Eucoccidiorida; Sarcocystidae.